Molecule: messenger RNA, 1119 nt
Organism: Colletotrichum fioriniae
Lineage: Eukaryota; Fungi; Ascomycota; Sordariomycetes; Glomerellales; Glomerellaceae
Source: RefSeq, a predicted model, not a curated record
AUGGCAGAAGAGCUUGCCAGCGAGGCAGUCGCUCCAGAAGCAGUCUUUAGAGUUUCACCGACGACUGCAGAUAAAGAGAAUGCUGCUGCACCAGUAGCACCAGUUGCAUCGGCAUCGCCGGCUGCUGUAUCGUCACCAGCUGCUACAGCACCAAUUGUAGCUGAAGAAGACCCGGACCCAUCCACUGAUGGCUACGAGAGUGGUGGCGAUAGUAGGUCCAAUGCCUCGACUUCGCUGUCUUCAAGCGUUCGUGACUAUGAAUGGGAGAACAAGCGCCGCUACCACAAGUUCAAGCAAGGCCGUUACCUAUGUCCAAAUGAUGAACCCGAACAGGAUCGCGAGGAUAUGAAGCACGCUUUGGUAGUUCACAUCUGCGAUGGGGGUCUGCAUAGCGCGCCUUUAGAGAACCCUCAAAAGGUUCUUGACAUUGGUACCGGUACUGGCAUCUGGGCUAUCGACAUGGGUGACAACUAUCCGGAAGCACACAUUACCGGCAUUGAUUUGAGCCCUAUCCAACCCGGAUUUGUGCCGCCGAACGUCAAGUUCUUGGUCGAUGAUGCUGAGGCAGAUUGGUUGUACUCGGACAACUCGAUUGAUUUUAUCCACCUGCGGCACAUGGCGCCUUUCAUCAAGGACUGGCCCAGGCUUUUGCGUCAGGCAUACAGCAGGGUGUUGAAACCGGGUGGCUGGAUCGAGCUGCAAGAGCUGAGAUGGAGAUUCGCCUGCGACGAUGACACGAUGACGCCUGAAUACGCCCCGGCCAGGAUGACAAGCCUCAUCGAAGAAGGUCUUGGCAAGUUCGGCUUCGAGCUCUACGCAUCAGAGACCAACCCGGAACGUCUCAAAGCUGGUGGGUUCGUGACACAAGUUCACAAUGUGAAGAAGGUGCCUUUGGGUAGGUGGCCCAAAGAUGACAACCUUAAAACCAUUGGCUUGUAUUCUCAGGCGGUUCUGUAUGAUGGACUACAAGCUAUCACGAUGGGGCCUCUGACGAGAGGGCUGGGAUGGACUCCAGAGGAGGUCGAAAUACUGCUGAUGCAGGUGCGGAAGGACCUCAGGAACGCGGCUUUCCACACGUAUGUGUACUAUCACGCUUUAUCUGGACAAAAACCGUUGUAA